CCUUUCCCUUCAGUGUCUUACCAGAACUCGUGCCGCACACACCACGCCGCUGCCUCCCGUGUGUGGUGCCAGUGGGGACGCGUACUCAGUGCCACUCAGCCUUGUAGUGCCGUUGGAGACUCGCUAAGGCACUGUCGAGGCGUAUGGUGCUGUGCUAAAUUUGUUUCUACCUUCCAUCUGUUAAUCUCAGACACAAGAUGGAGGCAAGACUGGUGGCCGUGUUGGCACUCCUGGGAGCCGCUUGCGCCGCCCCUCAGCUCAGACUGUCGGAGAAAUCGAACAUCGCCCUGGACUACGCGUUGGCGGGCCGUGUUCCUCUGGGAGUGUACAGCGCUAACAGGGUGUACAAGGGCAUCGAGGACGGCAACGGCAACGUGGUCAUCCUCAACAUUCCCGGCCUGAGCCACGCCGUCGGGGACAUCGACCUCGACCUCGACACUUCUAAUAGUAUUGAGCUCGGGGUGGCAACUCGCACAGCAGGUCCUGUCUUGGGCUCCCUGCCGGCCACAGCAAAUUCUGUGGGUCCCAGCGGAUCAGGACUGACAGCAGUCCUGGACUCCUUCGAAUCAGUGGAAGACACCUUCAAUACAGCAGAAGAAGCUCUUGAUUCCCUGGAAGACGCAAGGGACGCACUGGACGAUUCGCCGGAAGUGGUCUUCGGUGCCGCUGGUGGAGGAACAGGCGGAGUGCCGCUGUCUGCGGCCGCUGGUGCUGCUGGUGCUUCUAGAUUUGGAGCGCCGCUGUCUACCGUACUGGAUGAUUCGCUGGAAGUGGUCUUAGGUGCCGCUGGUGGAGGAGCAGGAGGAGUGCCGCUGUCUGCGGCCGCUGGUGCUGCUGGUGCUCCUUCUAGAUUUGGAGUGCCGCUGUCUACCGUACUGGACGAUUCGCUGGAAGUGGUCUUAGGUGCCGCCGGUGGAGGAACAGGCGGAGUGCCGCUGUCUGCGGCCGCUGGUGCUGCUGGUGUUCCUGCUGGUUUUGGAGUUCCGCUGUCUGCUGGUGCUCCUGGUGGAGUUCCGCUGUCUGCUGGUGCUCCUGGUGGAGUUCCGCUGUCUGCUGGUGCUCCUGGUGGAGUGCCACUGUCUGCUGCCGCUGGUUCUGCUCCUGGUGCUGCCCUUAGUGGUGGCGUGCCUCUGUCUGCCGCUGCUGGUGCAGCUGCCGGUGCUGCUGGCAGAUCUUUACUUCCCGGGCUGCUCAGGACUGAAGCCGAGGCCGAGGCAGCAGAAGAAUUCUUGGAAGCUGCACAAGACGCAGCAGAACUGGCAAGACUCAGACAAGCAGCGCAAGCAGCGGCUGCUUCAGGGAACACACUGUUGGCGGGACAACUCAUGCGUGAAGCAGCCCAGGAAGCAGCUGAAGCAGCACGCGAAGCAGCAGAAGAUGCAGCCGAACUUGGCGCGACAAGAAGAGCAGCAGCGGCCGCAGCUGCGGCUGGAAACACCCUCCUGGCACGACAACUCAUGGCCGAGGCAGCAGAGGAGGCAGCAGAAAUUGCCUUGGAAACAGCGGCGAACGCAAGAGCCGCCGGCGGCGCGGCGAACUUUGCCCAAGAAGUGGCCCUGAAUGCGAGGAGGGUCGCCGCCGAGGCCGCGGCAGACGCACGGGAGUUCGUCGCCCUCAACUCUAGGUUACCGGCAGCCGCGGGUGCCGCCCCCAACACAGGUGGCGUGCCCCUCCCGAAUCUGCAGUCCCUGAGGAGGAGGAAGAGGCAGAGCAAUGACGAGGAGGAGGAGGACGACCCCUUCGCGCUGUCCAGGGCCGAAGAGGCUGCCUUUGCACUCUCCAGUCUUGGUACUCUGCUGGGUGCUAAUUUGGGAAGGUGGUUUGACGAGACGUACGAUGCCAACACGAAGUUAUUUAGAGGUCUAGAGUCCACGGGCACCAUUGUGUUGAACCAAGUCGACGCUAUGUUGGAGGAGGAGAAGGACUUUGGACGAUAAGGAGGAGGAGAAGAAGGAGGAGGAGGAGGAUUAGUUUGUUGAUUUUUACGUUAUCUCUUACAGUCUCAUUUCCUUCUUUAUUCGCUCGUUAAUAAAAAAGGAGGAAUUGGAGGAGUAAAAGAAAUAUAAGGAAAAAGAUGAAUACAGAUGAGGAAAAGAUGGAUGCACAGUUUGUAAUAAGAAUGUAAGUUACCUUCAUUCCAUUUAUUUAUGUAUAGUUUUCAGACAGUGGGGAAAUUUAUCCAUUCAGUAGUUUUGAUAAGAUUCUAAACAUUCUUUUAUCUUAAUGUUUCGGUCCCUUUAUGUCCGCGAAAAUAAUAUCUUAGUCAUCCCUCUUCCUCACACAAAAAAAAGUUCGCAAGACGAUGAAGUCAAUUUCAACAAACAAUCUUCUCCUUCUUUUUCUUGAUAUCAUUACUCUUAGAAGCUAUUUAUUCAUCAAAUGCCUCGUUUUUCUUAUUUUUCUCUUCAAAGUAUUUUCUCUGUUUAUCAUUUCUUUUUCAUUUCAAACACUUCGAUCACAUCAAUGUAAAAGGAACGAUUGUCCCAUUUCGUUCCGAGCCAAUAGACGAUAGAAUGCUUAUGUUUUCUGUACUGUGUUAUUGUUUUCUUUAAAGUUUAUGUUGCUUAUUAAUAUUCAGUCAACACAUUAUCUUACUUAUACUUCUGUUGUUCCAUGUUCUAUCUGUGCUUCUUCAGUGUUAUUCUAAUACGUAGUUAUUAAGACUUUUUUGUACAAUUAAAAUAAGAAUAAAAUGUUGUAUGUUGA
Messenger RNA from Eriocheir sinensis (Chinese mitten crab), 2706 nucleotides. RefSeq names its product glycine-rich protein 1-like. The coding region runs from base 198 to 1937 and encodes 579 amino acids. The transcript has 6 exons. NCBI's taxonomy places the organism in Eukaryota, Metazoa, Arthropoda, Malacostraca, Decapoda, Varunidae. The record is from RefSeq and is a predicted model, not a curated record.